Caenorhabditis remanei is the source of this 702-nucleotide messenger RNA. RefSeq lists its product as uncharacterized. The transcript has a single exon. The record is from RefSeq and is a predicted model, not a curated record. NCBI's taxonomy places the organism in Eukaryota, Metazoa, Nematoda, Chromadorea, Rhabditida, Rhabditidae. The coding region runs from base 1 to 702 and encodes 233 amino acids.
AUGUUCUCUUCUUAUUCUGUUAUUUUUCUAUUCUUUUCUCUAUUUUCUGUUGUCGCCACAACUGGUCAUCUUCGCUUGGAACUCACUGCAUCUAACGACUUUUCUCUGCAACUCAAGACCAAUGCAAGCUUCCAAGUUCUUCUUCUCAAUAUGGGAUCAACUCGAAUCGUCAGUUUCCACCCGAAGAUUCAUCAAGAAACCAUUGAGAUCACUUUCUCCAAAAGAAGAAGUGCUCCACAAACUCAAAUCUAUCAAAUGAGAACUUCUGAUGUCGCCAACUACCAGACUUUCGUCUUCUCUGAUACUGUUCUUCUUGUCCAAUCUUUCUUCGAAUGUGACAAUGGAUUCGUUGGAGAAUACUGUUUGGAAAAGUCUACUACACCAUCCUCUAAUACUUCAAAUACAUCUAAAUCUACUCUCCAACAUGUCGCCGUCAUCCAUCCGUCUACAACCAACUCUGCUGUCAACAUCAACAACUUCAUCUGUGGAACUCUAGUGAUCAUUACCGUCAUUUUUCUGGUUCUAAUCGUCAUCAUCUACUUCUCUCUUCGUUCCGGACAACAAAACGUCUACAUUCGACCACAAACUUCAUCUCUAACAAAGACAAAGUGCCAAAUCAAUCUCGAAGACUCCAGAUGUCAAUCUCCAGAAAGCGUCAGAUACAGUGCCGCUCCAACUAAUUCUAUUACUAUUACUUUGUAA